AUGGGGGUCGACAAAUGUGCUACACUCGAAGUUAAGAGAGGAAAACUACAGGCUGGGCGUAGCACCACUUUGAUGAAUCACAACAGCAUAUCAGCAUUAGGAGAAGACGAAUCAUAUAAAUAUCUCGGAAUUAAUCAAGCUCACGAAAUAAACACCUCCGAAAUGAAAGAGAUCUUCAGGCAAAAACUUUACAAGAAGGUGAAACUACUGCUGAAGUCUGGACUCAACUCAAAAUCAUUAUUCACUGCCAUCAACAUCUGGGCGAUACCAAGCUUAACUUAUUCCUUUGGAAUACUCACAUGGUCUCAAACUGACCUCCGAGACAUCGAUAGAAAAAUAAGAAGCCUGCUAACAAGCAGCGGUAUUCACCACCCUCAUUCAUCUACUAUCAGAUUAUACCUACCCAGGAAGAACGGAGGAAGAGGCCUUCUGAAUUUGGAGACAACACACGCAAAUAAUAUCAACGCCCUCAGAGCAUAUUUCAUGCAACUGAACUCGCCUGUUGCCCUGGCCAUCCGUGAGGCUGACGAACGCAUCUCUGCACUGAAGCUUUCGGAUCCAGAUUAUCGGGCCACCACACAAUCACUGAGCGCGAUGAUAGAGGAAUGGAACAGCAAAGCUUUGCAUGGCAGGUACCCUAGUAAUCUGAAAGGUAAAGAAGUGGAUGAGUCAGAGUCUCUUACUUACCUUCGCGCUGGAUACCUGUUUCCUGAGACGGAAGGACGUUUACUGGCAAUCCAAGAUCAAGUAAUGCCAACUAGGAUGUACAUAAAACACAUAACCAAACAAGAUAUUCCAUCCGACCUCUGCAGAAGGUGCUCGCAGGCCCGCGAAUCUAUACAGCACAUAACUUCCUCUUGUUCUAUACUGGCGCCAAAAGACUACUUGGACAGGCACAAUGCCGUUGGUAAAAUUUACCAUCAACAAAUAGCUCUCAAACUGGGGUUGAUCCGGAAGGAGGUCCAGCAGCAUCUGUACCAGCCAAAGCCAAUCCUGCAAAAUCAGCGCUUCAAACUCUAUUGGGACACAACAAUCAUCACGGAUAGAGGGUCAGCCCACAAUAGGCCUGAUAUCACGCUGUUCGACGCAGAAAGAGAAACAUGUCUGCUGCUGGACUUCACCAUACCAGCUGACGAGAACUUGGCCAGAGCGUACUCCGAGAAGAUAUCCAAGUACGGUGAUCUGGCCUACCAGAUCCACGAAAUGUACCGACUGAAGUCCAUCAGCAUCCUUCCCAUGAUUAUUUCCGUUAAUGGACUGGUUGAAAAACACCUGUUAGAAAACACUGAAAGAUUGCAGUUGGGUCGCGAUAUCAUAUCCAGUGCCCAAAAACAGGUUAUCCUUGGAACUGUGAGUAUAGUGAGAAAGGUUCUGCAAGGACCAUAG
Molecule: messenger RNA, 1386 nt
Organism: Coccinella septempunctata (seven-spotted ladybird)
Lineage: Eukaryota; Metazoa; Arthropoda; Insecta; Coleoptera; Coccinellidae
Exons: 2
Coding region: 1-1386 (461 amino acids)
Source: RefSeq, a predicted model, not a curated record